Messenger RNA from Dentiscutata erythropus, 910 nucleotides. The record is from the annotation of a GenBank genome assembly. NCBI's taxonomy places the organism in Eukaryota, Fungi, Glomeromycota, Glomeromycetes, Diversisporales, Gigasporaceae.
AUUUAUGAUAACACAUGGUCAGAUUUUGAACAAGAAGAGGAGUGGAAUAUUGAAGAACCGUCCGGUUCAACCGGCAUUAAGGAAGCUUCUGAAACGUCCUCAAUACCCUUUGGUGGUGUUGAUGCUGUUGUCAUCGUUAUUUUCGACGAUGUUGCUGUAGAUCUUUGGCCUCUUGUUCUUGUUCCGAUGGAGAUUCUUGUUGCUGCGAUGGGCAACUAUCUCGAGAAUACUAUUCAGGAUCUGGUGGAUAGUAAGGUGCGAAUAGAAGAUUUUCCUCUUAUCACCAUCUGUUUGAUGGAGGAUGUCUUCUAUUCUUCGGACAAUCGAAGGCUUUAUUGCUUCAAGAAGGCGAUAAAGCGAGGGUUGGAUGUUGACAGGAUACCCGUUCGAAUAAGACGGGUGUCUGACAUCAACAUUGGUUGGAAGAUGGAGGGAGCGUAUCGGGUGGUGUGGAACACCAACUUUAAGGAGGUGGUGGUGAGCCCCUUGUCGAGAAAUGGGAGGGUUGCUGAUGGUGAGGGCUAUUGGGAAGAACAAGUUGACAAUUAUCUUGAAAAUUAUAUUAACAAUUGGCACGAAAGAAACCGAAAUGAAACAGAAAUGUGUCCACAUUAUGAAGAGAUGAUCAGAAUUAAUAAUAAUCACAAUAAACAAAGAGAAAAAAGAGAAGCAAAGGAACGUGAUGAACGAGAAAAGCAAAGGCAAUAUGAUCGGAAGAAAGACAAAAAGAACAUGAGGAAAGGGAAAAAAGGGAAGCAAACGAACGAGAAGAGAGACAAAAAGAUCGUGAAGAAAGACAAAAAAGAAGAGGAUAGCUUUAAGAUAGAUAUAAAUUGGGAAAAAAAUGAAUUUUUUGAGAUAGAUAUAGAUCAGGAAGAGGAGGACGAUGAUUGCUUUCAACAUUUUAACG